CGAGAAGAAAUGGUUGACUCAAGUAUUUUAAAUUUAAAUGACGACUGUCUUCACCACAUUUUUAAGUAUCUAAGCAUCAAGGAACUCGUAAACUUAGCGGAAACGCUUCCACGAUUUCGACAGAUUCUUUUGGAUAGACCGGCAACCUUUUACCCGGUACAUCACAGAAACGAUCCCGAUGGCGAGAAACCAGUAUUGUAUUACUCCACAGUUGCCAUCAAGCUGUUGAGAAUCGUAAACAAUAACGUAAAAACUCUGGGAGUUAUUCAAGGACAUAGUUAUGAUAAAUAGGAUAUUGGCAACUCAGUCAAGGACUUUAGAAUUCUCACACAACGAAGGAAUACAAUUGAUUUGAGGUAUUGCCUAGGAGAAGUUUCCAGACUUGAGGAAAUGUUUCGAUUUUCGUCUUGCUCUCGUGUAAAUGUGCCAUCUUGCAUUUGUUACCUUGAGGACUUUUUUCAACUUAUUCCCGAUUUGCGGGAACUUCGACUUACGGGAUUUGCCAAGUGUUCCGAUUGUGUUAAGACAAUCUUGAAAUGCUUUUCCAAGUUGGAAGACCUUUGGAUUCGGGGAACCUGCCUCAGACUUCAAUCUGAUUAUGAGCUGAUAUCGCAGAUGAAAUCUUUGACGAAACUGUCGAUAAAUGUUGGUGGACCUAAUUGUCUGGAGCCUUUGACCAAUUUAACUGAGCUGCGAUCUCUUUAUGUGGAGAGUAUAUUCAGCUACAUAUCGCCAAUGGAAAUCAUAGAAAUCAUUAGACAUUGUAAGAAGUUGGAGUUCCUAUUCUGCUACUACAUAAAUCAUGGACAACAGCCACACGAUUCCAUUGCAAAUCUCUUCAGGAGCAUCAGAUCGAUUCGAGAUCCUAGCCAACAAAGUCCUCUUAAAUUGCACACAUAUUUGGAUCCGCCUUUGUCUGAAGAAAAUGUAAGUUUCCUCAAUAUCCUUAAUGAUUAUGUAGUGAAAAUUACAUUUUAUUUUUAUUUAGAAACAGCUAAUCGAUGAAUCCUACUUCGAAUACCGCCGGCAGCCUUGAUACUCAAUAUUAAACUCAGUUUUCAGUUCCAAAAGAACUGAAAUUGCAAAUACUCACCAUUCCUUAAUUAUCAUAGAAAUUUAGACCACUUUGAAAUGUUACUCAAUGAUUUAUAUAUUUUCAUGACUUUUCGCUCAUAUAGAUUUAAAUACGCUUUAAUAAAUUUGUAUGCUUGUCAACGAUUUCCGUUAUUCAAUUUAGCUGAUUUACAAUCGUCGUCGCCAUCAGACUACACAUUAAAAUGUAUGUAUCGUUAGGUAAAUAAUUUAAAUAUUAAUAACAUGUUGCUUUUGCACGUGUA
Drosophila yakuba is the source of this 1337-nucleotide messenger RNA. RefSeq lists its product as uncharacterized. Lineage: Eukaryota; Metazoa; Arthropoda; Insecta; Diptera; Drosophilidae. The record is from RefSeq and is a predicted model, not a curated record. Gene Ontology annotation, molecular function: protein binding. The transcript has 2 exons.